CUUCUUGAACGAUCGAAAAGCGUCCGUGCCUGUGCUUUGCUCGUAUAUCUCCUCGAGUUCUCCUACUCCCCCCCUCCUUCUUCCUUUCACCCUUCCAUUACGCCGCAAGUAGCACCAGGGGCGGGACUGGAUUCCAAGCCAGGUCGAAGGGAGUAUAAGAGGCGUGGAAGAAGGAGUGACUACGGAUCGAAGCGGCCUCUCAUCGCUAUUCCUAGCUUGGUCCGACCGUCUUCACACCGCCAUAGGCCGAAGUAGUCUCUAUAAGGGACCCAUCAUGGCCGAUUCAGCUGGUGAGGCCUCUACAUCGCGGUCGCCCAUGGUCUCUUCGGCUAUCUUCAUUCCUGCGACCGCAGGCGACACCCUCAUCUACCGGCAGGCGUCCUCGUACUCCCUCGUCGAGCCAUCAGAAGCGACGUCUGGUGUCUUUUUCGUCCCUAUACCCCCUCGAAGAUCGCCACGACAGCUCGAGAAAUCGCCGAGAUCGACAGAGCGGUCAUCAAGAAGAGCAGACGGAGGUACAAGACCAGGCUCGAACGUAGAUAGAAGCGAAGCAAGAUAUGAACCCAGACUGGUGGAGAAUACUAGGAAGCUCAACCUCUCGGUCGCACCGAGAGCGCCACAACCAUCACUGGCCACCGAGGUCACGCUCUCGGACCGGAGCAAUCCUUGUCCCAAGAUCAUCUUUGAACAAAAGUUCUUUCGAAAAGGUAACCACCCGCCGCCGCCGACGCCGCCACCACCACCACCAGGCGAUGGCUCUUCCAUGUCGCUAGUAGGGUCGACCAGUCGAGCGCCUUCGCUGUCAACAUCGGUGGUCUCAGAUAUGACAGGAACCUUGACUUCGCCGACGUCCACAUCGAAUGCCAGUCCUGGUCCUUUUGCUGGAACAACGCCAACUGCCUCUGCUAUCGAGGUCGAAUCAAAUCCUGCAUCGCCUCGGCCCUCCACGAAUGCCUGGAACAAACCCCGAUCAUGGGUUACAUUGGCCACAAAGGGAGACGGUGGCGCUCUCAGCUAUCGAGCACCCGCCCCGGCCUCCUCAAACGUCAGCCCAGCUUCGGGAAGCGUGCAACUGGCAGACAGCAUGUCGAGCUUGCCAAGUCAGUCUCCCAGCCAACGCGCUAUUCCAGCCUCGAGCUCGAAACUACAGGGACUCAAUGGCAAAGCCAACGGCCAUUCCCUCGCCCCCAAGCUGUCCAAGAUGGACACGCUGAUGGAGGAUGCUGAUAAGCAAUUCGUUGCUCCCCUCACCUACCCACGAGGCAUGAUCAACAAAGGCAACUUUUGUUUCGCCAAUGCAAUCCUCCAAGUCCUCGUGUACUGCGCCCCGUUCUACAAUCUUUUUCAGACCGUGAGCGAGAAUGUUCCUCACGAUUUCAACAACAGCACCCCUCUCAUGGAAGCGAUCAUUCACUUUCUCAAGGAAUUCCACAGGAUCCCCUCAGCUCCUCGAGAUGACGAUCCGGCAGCCGCAUCAUCGUACGUCGACUUGAUCCGCGAGGUGCAAGCGACGUCCGAGCCGUUUGUUCCCGAGUUCGUGUACGAAGCUAUGCGGCUCAAUAAGCGCUUCGACCUCAUGCGAAGAGGGCACCAGGAAGACGCGGAAGAGUUUCUUGGAUUCAUACUCGACACGCUGCACGAAGAGCUCAUGGUUGCCAUGAAGAAGUGGCAUGCACGAUCGGGCUCUGCUGGCAUGGUUAAUGGCUCAGCGACGACAGCCACAACAUCUUCAGCACCGUCCCAGCAAGGCACAGAGGAGGGCGGAGAGGAAGAGGAAAGCGAAGAGCGGGAGGUAAGGCGGCCUCUCAGUCCCUCGGAGGAAGGCUGGCUGGAGGUGGGACAAAAGGGAAAGACAAGCUUCACGAGAACCACCACUGCGAGCGAGUCGCCCAUCACUCGCAUAUUUGGUGGAAAGCUUCGAAGCGUGCUCAAGACGCCCGGUGUCAAGGACAGCGUUACGCUGGAGCCCUACCAACCGCUUCAGCUCGAUAUUCAGCCAGCAAACGUCACAAGUAUCGAUGAGGCGUUGGAGAACCUCUGUGCCCCUGAAACAAUCCCCGGCGUUUUUUCUCCAGCGCGAAAUGGGCCUGUCGAUGCCACGAAGCAAGUCUUUAUCGAGACACUUCCUCCUGUCUUGAUCCUCCAUCUCAAGCGAUUCGUCUAUGAUGAAGUUGGCGGCGUCCAAAAGAGCUCCAAAGAGGUCAGCUAUGGGCCGACGCUUGACAUCAACGACAAAGUGCUCAGCCCGACAAGGCGAGUAGAAGGGAAGAAAAAGUACAGGCUCUUUGGCAUCGUCUAUCACCAUGGGCGCUUUGCAUCUGGCGGGCACUACACUGUCGAUGUGCUCCGGCAGGAUCAGUCCGAAUGGCUCCACAUUGACGACACGUUUUGGACAUCGGUAGGCGCGCCGGCGCUGAAGACGUCGGGCGAGGCAGGUCCGACGCCAAGUCCGAUUAACAAGCGCCAUGAUGGAGUCGCCUAUCUGCUUUUCUACGCACGCGAGGACGUCAUUCAGGUGUCCUCAAAGGCGGCAGGUACAGCAGAGACAAAGACCAUGGUCCUGCCCACCAAGAAAACAAACUCCCGGCUGGGAAACCAAAUGCCUUUGGAAGGAGGCAGCAAAAGGGGAAGCAACAACCAUUCGAGGGCAAACAGUACCAUGAGCCAGGUGGCCGAAAUGUCUCCUGAGAAGACGGAGCGCAUCGUGCCAGGUGCAGCGGCUACCGCCUCUAAAAAGACCGCAGGGCGCUGAGAGCCCUAGACGUGCACAAACGCAAUCAUACACAUAACAAGCAAGAUCAUCACAAUGUCACUUCUGGCUCGCUUCAUUCUCAUAUCCUCUUGUUCUUCUCUGCAAUAUAAGGGCACAUUCAAAGUCAU
Acaromyces ingoldii is the source of this 2880-nucleotide messenger RNA. RefSeq names its product cysteine proteinase. The coding region runs from base 275 to 2752 and encodes 825 amino acids. Gene Ontology annotation, cellular component: cytosol; nucleus. The record is from RefSeq and is a predicted model, not a curated record. Gene Ontology annotation, molecular function: cysteine-type deubiquitinase activity; cysteine-type endopeptidase activity. Lineage: Eukaryota; Fungi; Basidiomycota; Exobasidiomycetes; Exobasidiales; Cryptobasidiaceae. Gene Ontology annotation, biological process: protein deubiquitination. The transcript is spliced from 2 exons.